UCAAAACCCAGAUCGCAAAAUCCGAUUUUUCAGCUCUAAAUCAUGAGAAAACUGUGUCCUAAUUACAACCUGGAAGAUGGGUUGGAGACAGUUCUCGAAGUUCCGAUGCCAGAAGAGCUAUUUGUGUCAACCAAGACAAAGCCAUGGAACAACAUGAAGUCCUACUGGUCGAGACCCGGCGCCGCCUCAGCCGCCGGAAACAUGACGCGGCUCAUCGGGGGCCGGAACGCCGAGAUUCAGCUCCUCCUCGGCGUGGUCGGAGCUCCGUUGAUCCCUCUCCCCGUCCAACCUCACAACCAUCACGAUUAUGAUGAACAACCCAUCCACAAACACAUCAACGACCAACCCAUUGAGAUGUCAAUGGCGCGAUACAUAGUGAUGCAGUACAUAGCGUCGGUGGGAGGGGAGAGGGGAUUGGGAAGAGUGGAGAGCAUGUACGCGAUGGGGAAGGUGAGGAUGGUGGCAUCGGAGUUCUGCACAGGGGAAGGGAGCUUGAACAGCAAGAUGGUGAAGGCGCGUAGCCUCAAGAGCGGGGGCGGAGAGGUCGGAGGGUUCGUGCUGUGGCAGAAGGGCAUCGAGCUAUGGUGCCUGGAGCUCGUCGUCUCCAACUGCAAGAUCAGUGCCGGGAGCGACGGGAAAGUGGCCUGGAGACAAACCCCUUGGCACCCUUCUCACGCCUCUCGCGGCCCCCCUCGCCCUCUUCGUCGAUUUCUUCAGGGUCUUGAUCCAAAAUCAACAGCGGAUCUGUUCGGAAGAUCCGUAUGCAUGGGAGAGAAGAAGAUAAACGAGGAAGACUGUUUCAUACUGAAGCUGGAAGCGGAGCCGUCGACGCUGAAGGCAAGAAGCAGCAGCAACGUCGAGAUUAUCCGACACACGGUCUGGGGAUGUUUCAGCCAACGGACGGGUCUCCUGGUUCAGCUCGAAGACUCCCAUCUCCUCCGGAUCAAAGCCUCUGACGGAGACAGCAUCUUCUGGGAGACGACGAUGGAGUCUCUCAUCCAAGAUUACAGGACCGUGGACGGCGUUCAGAUCGCCCACGCCGGCAGGACCUCGGUCUCCCUCUUCAGGUUCGGAGAAAACUCCGACAACCAUUCUCGGACGCGGAUGGAGGAGUCGUGGGAGAUCGAGGAGAUUGACUUCAACAUCAAGGGCUUGUCCAUGGACUGUUUCUUGCCGCCUUCCGAUCUCAAGAAGGACGAGGAAUCCGACUCGGGUUUGGCGGCUGACAACGAGAGGCUGCCCAUGCAGAUCCGAAGUGCUUCUCUGAGGAUCAGUUCCACAAAGAUUCUGUCCAUCGUGGAGGAAGAUGACGACGACGGCGAAUCUGAGGACGCUGAAGAAAUGCAAUGAGAAAGAACUCAGAUUCUUGAUUUCUUGUGUACAUAAGUUUAAUUCUUGUUGCAGAGAUUGAAAGUGCAGCAGCCACUUUAUAGAAUCUUUUUUUUUAUAAGGUAUGAGAGAAUCUUUUUUGUUUCUCUGUGUUAUCUGUAAAUCGAUGAACUUCUUCUUCAGGUUUUAAUAUUUUGGUUUUUAUUUUA
Tarenaya hassleriana is the source of this 1538-nucleotide messenger RNA. RefSeq lists its product as uncharacterized. Lineage: Eukaryota; Viridiplantae; Streptophyta; Magnoliopsida; Brassicales; Cleomaceae. The transcript has 3 exons. Bases 43 to 1350 code for a protein of 435 amino acids. The record is from RefSeq and is a predicted model, not a curated record.